AUGCUCCUCAGGUGGAUGACCACUUUCCAGGCAUGUCUGGGUGUUACGGAUGACGAGAACCUGAUGAAGGCGAUGCUCGAGAGUGGCUACGCUUUGGUGGAGAUUAUCCGUGGCGAGCAGCGGCAGGGCUUGCAACUUGGGUGGUUCAAGUUCAUGGUGCGCACCGGUAAGCAGCCGGAACUGGAGUCGCUGGACACAUCGGUGCUGUCGCUUCUUGACCAGCAGGCAGGCGACUUCUGGCGAUCCACGCAGGCCCUGGCUGAAGCAGAAGCAGCGACCAAGGAGAACGGUGAGAUCUCCGCGGAUAAAGCGUCGGUGAAGAACAUCAUGCUGAAUCUCAUCCAGGUGUAUUCUGUGAACCAGGAGGAAAUGAAAAGUUUGGGUUUCAAGGAUGUCAUCGGGACAAUGAAUACCGCCCGUACCCGGGCCAUUCUCGCUUUGGCCAAGCUGCAUGAUGCUAUGCAGAAAGACAAGGGCCUCGUGAUCAGAUCUUACAAUGAGUUGAAGAGCAUUGUGACUUCCAUGCAGGCUGGGAACGAGGCUGAGAUUCGUGCGACCCUCACGAAUCUUUCCAUGCAGGGCGAGCAGGAAGCCCAGCAGGUGAUGCAGUCAAUGGCUGUGCGUGAGUACGAAGAGACGAUCGACCUCGUCAAGACGUGGGCCCAAGAAAGCGUUUUUCAGCAGCCGGACCUGGCAGAGAUGUAUUUGAAGUUGCACGAGUGCAACGACGAGGAGCCUAAGUCAGUGAACCUCUGCCCUGUGAUCGCCUGUGUCAUGGGCUCGGAGCUGAUGUUUAAUCCGGAGGCCGUGAAAGCCGAUACCCACCAGCAAGUCAGCAAGUUCUUCCAGUAUUGCCAGUCCACCCUCAAGCUUCCCAAGAAGGAUUUGCCCAAGAUGCUUGUUGAAAAGCUGGAGAAGAUUGCCAAGGAUCGUGUUGUGAUUGUUUCAAGGGAUUCCAAGAUGAUGGUCCAGAUGAUGCCGCCGCCUUCCCCAUCCCCGCGUGGACCAAGCAAGAAGCGAGCAGCCUCAGAGAGCAAGAAGUAG
Messenger RNA from Symbiodinium sp. CCMP2456, 1044 nucleotides. Lineage: Eukaryota; Dinophyceae; Suessiales; Symbiodiniaceae. The record is from the annotation of a GenBank genome assembly.